Molecule: messenger RNA, 939 nt
Organism: Oryza brachyantha (malo sina)
Lineage: Eukaryota; Viridiplantae; Streptophyta; Magnoliopsida; Poales; Poaceae
Product: putative wall-associated receptor kinase-like 16
Exons: 1
Coding region: 1-939 (312 amino acids)
Biological process (GO): protein phosphorylation; cell surface receptor signaling pathway
Cellular component (GO): plasma membrane
Molecular function (GO): protein serine/threonine kinase activity; ATP binding
Source: RefSeq, a predicted model, not a curated record
AUGAUACCAGAACACUGGAAAGUUAGAACAUUCACAAAGAGAGAAGUAAUCGAGUUCACAGAGAACUACUCGUGCCCAAUUGGUAAAGGUUGGUCAUCUGAUAUCUACAAAGGAACACUUGAGGACAACACACUGGUGGCCGUGAUGAAGUCCCGUGAGGCGAAUGAGGAUCAGAGGAAGGAUUUCAGCAAUGCAGCAAUGGUGCAGUCUCAGAUCAUCCACAAGAACAUCAUUAGGCUUUUAGGCUAUUGCUUGGAGGAUGAGAUCUCAGUCCUGGUCUAUGAGUAUGCUGCUAAAGGGAAUCUCUCUGCCAUUCUGCACAGCGAAGAACACUUCCCACUGGAAUCACGUCUGAAGAUUGCAGUUAGGACUGCAGAAGCAUUAGUGUACAAUCAUUCUUGCGUCAUCCGACACGGUCAUGUUACGACAACCAAUAUCCGACACGGUUCUGUUACGACACCAAAUAUACUUAUAGACAGUAAUUUUGUGCCGAAGCUAGCAGGUUUUUCACUCUUGAGGAGCUCCAUUAGGGACAACGAUGGUUCAUCACAUUUUGGUUCUGACAAUCUGAACUACUUUGAUCCAAUUUUUCCAAAGUAUGGGAUACUGACAGUCAAAACCGAUGUGUACAGCUUCGGCCUUGUCCUCUUGGAACUCAUUAGCAGGGAGAAACCAGUUUAUCAAGAGGGCGAGAAUCGCCUCGUCUCUAGAUUCACAAGAGCUUACGACACAGAUGGAACAGGAGAAGCAAUGUUCGAUGAGAGAAUCACAACACAAGAAAACGUCCCUGUCCUUGACGAUAUUGGGAGGCUGGCAUUGAGAUGCACCAGUUCAGAAACGAACGCUAGGCCAACAAUGAGCGAAGUGGCUGGACGCCUUGAGAUGAUCAGGAGCUCUUGGCAACGGAGGAGGAUGGCCAUGGGAGCUACGAGACGUUAA